Molecule: messenger RNA, 699 nt
Organism: Medioppia subpectinata
Lineage: Eukaryota; Metazoa; Arthropoda; Arachnida; Sarcoptiformes; Oppiidae
Source: the annotation of a GenBank genome assembly
ACAAAGUUUGCAGCGUUUGUGGCGAUCGCUCAGUCGAAAACAAAUGCACACAAAAGGUAUCGACGAUUACCUGAUGAUGAAUCUCAGUGUUUGGAUAUAAUGGCAUCAAAUGAUUUAAUUGAGAGCAACAGAACGGAUACAACAAUACCAUCAAUGAUCAGAGGAUUUAUAUUCAAUUUAAACGAGUUAGAGAUUAACAAAUUUAAGGAGUUAUUCAAUUCAGUGGGUAUUGUAAGAGACCAUAAGCUCAAGUCUAUAGAGUACGAGACGGUGUGUGCGUCCGAAGCGUUUCAUGUGUUGCUAAACGGUGUGGAUCUGAUGUUACCCCGAAUGGCAAGGAUUUGGCCACAAAUUACUGGAUUCAAUGAGUUGUGCGAAGACGACAAGAUUGUGCUCCUGAAGACCUCAUGCCCUCAAAUUAUGACUUUGCAGAGUAUUAUGCUUUUCGACUUCGAGGGCCAGUUCUGGACGAUUCCUAUUAACGAAGAGAAGGCAACUCUACUGUCAAUAAAUGUUAUGAUGGGUUGGAAUCAAACAUUGGCUACAAUUCAUCAAAAAUUUAUACUCCAACAGAAGACAUACAUGUAUUUACUUCAACGCUAUUUAGAGAUUAAACACAACUCAAAGUCAGAAUCGGAGACACAUUUCAGGAGUUUAAUGAAUUGUCUGCAAUGUGACACCUCUUGUGCACGAGAAUAU